Messenger RNA from Daucus carota subsp. sativus, 3151 nucleotides. Its product is annotated as protein SIEVE ELEMENT OCCLUSION B. The record is from RefSeq and is a predicted model, not a curated record. Gene Ontology annotation, biological process: phloem development. Bases 54 to 2837 code for a protein of 927 amino acids. Lineage: Eukaryota; Viridiplantae; Streptophyta; Magnoliopsida; Apiales; Apiaceae. The transcript has 7 exons.
AUCAAGAACUCGCAAUUUAAUCAAUAUUUGCUAGUUCAACUGAUUAGAACACAAUGAGCAACAUCAAACAGUUGGUGCCACCCCCUGCGGCCACAAAUGCAUCUGCUUUACAGCCGUUGAAUCCUAUGUCCUCUGUCCAGCAGCCAAGCAAUACGAUGCAGCAGGGAAAUACUAUGGCCAAUUUGCAGUCAGCCGCUAAUACUAUGGCCAAUAUGCAGCAGGAACAGCAGCAGCAGCAACAACUACAGCAGCAGCAGCAGCAGCAACAACAACAACAACUGCAGCAGCAGCAGCAACAACAACUGCAGCAGCAGCAGCGCACUGGCAAUGCUGGUGUUACUAUGUAUCCGACGAACACAAUGACUAAUAUGUAUCCAAUGAACACGACGACCAAUAUGUAUCCAGGGAAUGCUGUGGCUAAUUUUCAUCCUGGUAAUCUUAUGACAAACACCAUGCAGCCAGUUGGGAAUGCUUUGGCAGGUAGGCAGCCUAUGAAUCCUAUGUUCAAUCUGCAAAAUCUGAUCAAAGGUGACCGUAACAUGUUCAUGUCUGCGGAUGACAAUGUGAUGAUGAGGCAAAUAUACAGCACUCAUACCCCUGAUGGCAGAGUGAUUAAUGUCAAGCCACUACUCCAUAUUGUUGAGGAUAUUUUGUCCUUCACUCACAUGAGCAGUCCUCUUGAUGCUACUAAUUCACAUGAGGUCCAUAUGGAUGACACGACGCACCAGACUGAUGUGGUUACCAUGGUUGAAGCUCUGUCCCACAUAAUUGAUCGACUUUCCUGCGAGAUAUCAAUCAAGUGUUUGAGUGGCUCAGACGGACAUGGGACAACAGUUUCCGUCCUGCACAUGGUAUCAAAUUACCCGUGGGAUGCAAAACUAGUACUAACACUAGCAGCAUUUGCAUUUAGCUAUGGAGAAUUUUGGCUGCUUGCUCAGCUUUACUCAUCUAAUCAACUUGCAAGAUCAAUGGCCCUCCUCAAGCAGGUUCCGCUUAUCAUGGAGCACUCAGGGUCACUUAAACAUCGGUUUGAUGCAGUUAACAGUCUCCUCAGUUCGGUCAUUGAUUUAACAAGAGCAAUUAUUGCUUUGGAGGAAUUACCAAGCAUGUAUAUUGCGAAGGAUGUGCCUCCAUUUUCCACUGCCAUUGAAAUUAUCCCCACCGCUGUAUACUGGAGCAUCAGGAGUGUCAUUGCUUGUGCAACCACCAUUAGUUACCUGACUAGCAUGGGCCAUGAGAACACGAUAUCAAUGACAGAGCUGUCGUGGGAACUGUCCACACUUGCUCAGAGGAUCAAGCAGAUGCAUGAGCAUCUUAAGAGGAAUUUAGACAACUGCUACCGACACAUAGAUGAGAAGAUGAGAGCUGCAGCCUACGAGUCAUUGAGGCAUUUGUUCGAUGUGACUCACAUUGACAAUAUGAAAGUUCUCAGGGCUCUGAUUUACCCAAGGGAUGAUAUACAGCCACUGGUUGAAGGUUCUUCUAAGAGAAGGGUUCACCUAGACGUUCUUAGGAGGAAGAAUGUCUUACUACUGAUAUCAGGCCUAGACAUUUCCCCAGAUGAGCUCUCCAUUCUUGAACAGAUAUAUAGUGAAUCCCGUAUGCAUGGAACAAGAAUGGAGAGCCUGUAUGAGUUAGUCUGGAUUCCAGUCGUGGAUCUUUCUCAUGUCGUCCACUAUGGAACCACCCCUGGGCACUACGGAACCACAACUGGACCAUAUGGAACCACCACUGAGACAUUGCCAAUGCAAAAGCAUACUAGUACUCAGCCAGAAGAUCACAGCCUGCAGUCAAGUACUUCAAAGUCAAUUUCUCUGCUCUCAUCAAGAAAUAUGGUGGAUCCUCAAAACUCUUCUGCGAUUUUUAAGCAGCACUGGACCGAUCCUAUGCAGAAGCGUUUUGAUGAGCUAACAUCAACUAUGCCAUGGUACUCUGUGUACCAUCCAUCAAUUAUUGAUCAGGCAGUUGUUAGGUUUAUAAAGGAGAGGUGGCACUUCAGGAAGAAGCCUAUAUUGGUUGUUCUUGAUCCCCAAGGAAAGGAAUUGAGCCCUAAUGCCAUUCAUAUGAUGUGGAUAUGGGGGACUACUGCAUUUCCUUUUACUAGCUCCAGAGAACAGGCUCUUUGGAGGGAUGAGACUUGGAGGCUUGAAUUGCUUGUCAGUGGCAUGGAUCCAAUCAUCUACAAUGACUGGAUAAGAGACGGAAAGUUCAUUAUUCUGUACGGAGGGGAGGACAUUGAAUGGAUCAGAAGAUUCACAAACACAGCGCGGGCUGUGGCACAAGCUGCUGGAGUUCAGCUAGAGAUGGCCUACGUGGGAAAGAGCACAAAGAGGGAAAUGGUCAGGAGGGCAAUGUCAACAAUCACAGUGGAGAAGCUUAGCUACUGCUGGCAAGACCCCACAAUGAUUUGGUUCUUCUGGGCAAGAAUGGAGAGCAUGUUGUUUUCAAAGAUCCAAGUGAAGAAAACAGAUGACCAUCUUGAUCCAUUAAUGCAAGAAAUCAAGAAACUGCUGAGUUACGACAAGAGUGGAAGUUGGGCUAUGUUAUGCAAAGGCUCAUAUAUUGUGACUAGUGGGCAUGCUCAAACUGUCUUGAGCGCAUUCCUAGAAUUUGAUUCAUGGAAAGAAAAUGUUCCACUUAGAGGCUUUGAUGUGUCAUUCAAAGAAUAUCAUGACAAGCUUCAUGUUGCAAACCCGCCAUGUUGCAGAUUCGAGUUCUUGACCACUGCUGGAAGAAUCCCAGAUGGCAUGACAUGCCCUGAGUGCCUCCAACAUAUGGAGAAGUAUAGCACUUUCCUCUGUUGCCAUGAUGAGAAUUCCAUUUUCCUACCCCACUAGAAGCAACAGGGUCUCCUACAACAAAUAUCUAUACUACUUUCUACACAGAGUGCCUUGGCAAGUAAAAUAAAAGAGAACCUACCAUAUGCUACCUCAGUUCUCUCUCUCUCUCUCUCUUUGUUUUUUUUUUUGUUGUGUGAAGUUUUCGGCAGUACCAGUCUGUCCUACAAUGUUUAAAGUGUGAGAUUAUUGUUCGAGUGUGUCAGUGUUGCUUUUGGUAAACUGAGAAUAUGUCCACCCAUUAUUAUUAGCCUAAAUAAAUAAGCAAAGAUUCUACUUUGAUAUAAUAUUCUGAUCCAGUAUGAUUUGCUUAA